AUGUCAAAGAACUAUUCUCAAGAUAUCGAGGCUCCUCUUCUUGGUGGUGGCAACACGCUUACGGAUGAUUACCGCUUCCAAAGAUAUCGUCGUGUUGCCAAAGCCUCUCUUUGGAUUUCGGUCAUUGCAUUGAUUUUCUCUUUUGCCUCUUUCCAUCGUGGCGUCAUUGUUACUACAAGCAAUCAAGCAGACACAACACCUGCUGCGGCUAUCUCAACUUUUGAGUUGGAAGAGCUAUCCUAUCAUCGAUGCGUUGAUCCUUCCAUCACUGAUACCUACACUUUCACUGUGCCUGUCGACGAAUACCAUGGCUUGAUUACCGAUGAGCAUUUGCAUCACAGCGUUAUCCAUUUUGAAGGUGGUCAUGCAUCGGUUCGUGUGAACCCCGACAUUAAGGAUAUCAUUGUUCGCUAUGAGAUUCAAUAUCAAUUUGAAGAAGACAAGGACCAUAUUCGCAUUGAAAGCCGGGAUGCCGAAAAUGAACAAGGAGUACGACACAUUACUUUUAUUGUGGAUGAUCAUGAUAAUGACCAUCACCAUCGUCAUUGUCUUGUCUGGGACCUUAUCAUUGAACUACCCACCGAGGAUGCCCUUGAAAAACUGUCCAUUGGUGUUGCCAAUCACAACGUUGGCUUGUAUGAUGCAUUUACCUUUGAUCGCUUGUCGAUUGGUACAGCCAACGGCAAUAUCCAAUAUCAUACCCAAGGUGUUGUGGCAUCAUCCUCAUCACUUUCAACGGCCAAUGGCAAUAUCAUUGUCCAUGGAGCAACAUCGACAACCAAGAGCUCUUUCUCUACUGCCAAUGGCAACGUACAAGCUCAAUUUGACCGCCUUGAGGGCGAUCAUGCAUCAUCCACCUCCUCAGGAAAUAUCAACUUUAGUGCAUUUGCUAUUGGAAAAGAAUCCUCUGAGAAAGAUACAGUUCCCACGACCAUCAGCCUUUCUUCAUCUGCAGGCAGCAUUGAUGCCACUGUUCCCGACAGCUUCCACUCCAAGUUUACAGCCAACACUGUCCUCGGUAAGGCCAUUGUUCGAUCCGAAGAGCACCCAGAAAAGGUCCAUUUCAAGUCUCAAGGUCGAUUCAGCAAGCAUGGUUACUAUGGUGAUUCGGAAAAUGACAUUCAAGAUGGCAACCGAAUUUCAGCUUCAACCACUGUUGGCCAUGCAUUCAUUACUUAUGCUUAG
Molecule: messenger RNA, 1185 nt
Organism: Lichtheimia ornata
Lineage: Eukaryota; Fungi; Mucoromycota; Mucoromycetes; Mucorales; Lichtheimiaceae
Exons: 5
Coding region: 1-1185 (394 amino acids)
Source: RefSeq, a predicted model, not a curated record